Molecule: messenger RNA, 2889 nt
Organism: Otolemur garnettii (small-eared galago)
Lineage: Eukaryota; Metazoa; Chordata; Mammalia; Primates; Galagidae
Gene: EPM2A
Product: EPM2A, laforin glucan phosphatase
Exons: 5
Coding region: 1-855 (284 amino acids)
Biological process (GO): protein dephosphorylation
Cellular component (GO): nucleus; cytoplasm
Molecular function (GO): protein tyrosine/serine/threonine phosphatase activity; carbohydrate phosphatase activity; protein tyrosine phosphatase activity
Source: RefSeq, a predicted model, not a curated record
AUGAAGUCUCCUUCACCCCAUGAUGAGCCGGGCCUGUGGCUCGGGGAGGUGGAGCUGGCGCCCGAGGAGGCGGCGCAGGACGGGGCGGAGCCGGGCCGCGUGGACACCUUCUGGUACAAGUUCCUGAAGCGGGAGCCGGGCGGAGAGCUCUCCUGGGAAGGCAAUGGGCCUCAUCACGAUCGCUGCUGUACUUAUAAUGAAAACGACUUGGUGGAUGGUGUUUAUUGUCUCCCCAUAGGACACUGGAUCGAGGCCACUGGGCACACCAAUGAAAUGAAGCACACCACUGACUUCUAUUUUAAUAUCGCAGGCCACCAAGCCAUGCAUUAUUCAAGAAUUCUACCAAAUAUAUGGCUGGGUAGCUGCCCUCGCCAAGUGGAACACGUAACCAUCAAACUGAAGCAUGAAUUGGGGAUUACGGCUGUAAUGAAUUUCCAGACAGAAUGGGAUAUUGUACAGAAUUCUUCAGGCUGUAACCGCUACCCAGAACCCAUGACUCCAGACACCAUGAUUAAGCUAUACAAGGAAGAAGGUUUGGUUUACAUCUGGAUGCCAACACCGGAUAUGAGCACUGAAGGCCGGGUGCAGAUGCUGCCGCAGGCCGUGUGCCUGCUGCACGCGCUGCUGGAGAACGGACACACGGUGUACGUGCACUGCAACGCGGGCGUGGGCCGCUCCACGGCGGCCGUGAGCGGCUGGCUGCGCUUCGUGCUGGGCUGGAGCCUGCGCAAGGUGCAGUACUUCCUCAUGGCCAAGCGGCCGGCCGUCUACAUCGACGAAGACGCCUUGGCCCGGGCGCAGGAGGAUUUUUUCCAUAAAUUCGGGAAAGUUCGUUCUUCCAUUUGUAGCCUAUAGCUGGCGAAGCUGCCUCCCGUCCCUGCGGAUUUCCCUGAGAAGCCUGGGUGACACGUGAAUCCAGUGACCUGGAAACACAGAUUCUCCCUGUGCGGGAGAGACUGGGUGUCCUGCCCCAACGCCGCCCCCUUUCAUCUGAGGACGACUUUCUGAUAUGCUUUGGUUGGGCUGUAUCUUUGAAAUAUGUUGCAAAGAAAGCUGUGACUGACACAGGAGAAAAAGCCCAAAGCAGCCGGGCUGGGCUUCAGACACAAAGGCAGCGCCUGCCCACCAUAGUCCUUUGCUUUGCGGUGCUGCCAGUGUCCCAGGGCAGCACUUUCUUGGUGCACUGUAACUCUCUGGUGUGCAGAAAAAAAGUUAGGGAGUUACGUAGAUUGCAUCACGUGUGCGUGUGCGUGGGCAAGGGCAGGUGUACACACACACUUGCACGUUGCUCUCCUGCUGAACUGAACUGACCUUGUAAAACAGGAGCUGGUCCGGUGGAGUCUGACAAGGCCGGAGCUCAACACCGCACAAAGCUACCAGCUUUCUAGGCUGUUUUUUAUCCUGCUCCCAAGGCAUCACCUUCCUUAUGUUCUCAACAACCCUGUGACAAUCAACAUAGAAUUAUUAUCUAUCUGUUUUAACUGAGGCAUAAUGAGUGUAAGCAGCUUGCUCAAGAAGAUCUCAUGGUUAAUCCAGGACCAGCUGGAGUUAAUAAUCUCUGUUUUGGGGUCUUGGUGCUUUUUUCCACACAACUUGUUGUUUUUCUAGCAUCGUGUUGUGAAUUCAGUUUUGUCUGUCUCAGAGUAAGGUUGAUAUCCCUGCAGGAGUUCCUACAAUAAGACUUAGGACAGUACUCUGAUCAGUUGCCAAAGAAUUUAGGAAGGUAGUUGUAUUUUGUGCAAACUAGUUUAAAGCACAGUGAGCUAGGUCAAAGCCGGUGUGUCCUGAGCCGUAGCUCUCCAGAGGAAGCAUAUGAAGUAUGAGCCAAAGAGCCCAAAGAGCCAAAACCCACAGAUAAUCGUUCCACAGCCUAAGACACGCUGGUGCAGCCCUCAGGUUAGGACAAUGCACAGCUACUGGGUCUCCACAAUUCACAAUUUACUCUCCCGGUUUCCACAGGAGACACACAGAUGAACAAAACUUUGAAAGUUUACAUCCUAGAAACAGACCUGUGUUCAAACAGCUAAUACAGGAUGGAACAGUGAGUGACAUGCUGGAACAGAAAAUGGGAAAGGGUCUUGUUACUGAGCGCUCACUCUCUGCUAGGUGCUUUGCAGUUGUAUCCAGUUUAAUCUUCACAGUUCCCAGUGAGGGAGGCUUCAUUAUCUGUGUUACGUGGAUCAGGAAUCUGAGGCUCAGAGACGUUAAAUCAUCUGUUCAUGGUUACAUGGUAAAUACACGAAAUGAGACACAGAGCUAGAUUUAUCCGACUCAAAGCUUUUGCACUUUUUCUGUUACACUAUGUGCUUAUUUUUCUGCUCCUUUUCUUCCCCAAAUCCGUAUUGAUAAGUAUUACUUUGGUUUAGAAGGCAUUGGGCAUAGGAAGGACAUGUGGUAAGUUUCACUGGAGCUCAGAGGAAAGGGGGGAGGUCUUAUAAAUGUGGCAGGUAAGGAAGGUGAUAGUUGCUUGGGGAUGGGAGGGUAGACGGGACAUAUUUCUCAUACAAUUUUACAAGUUAAUUUUAUAAACCAGCAUUAAGCAAUGUGAAGUCCAGCUCUCUUGCUAAAAAUGCUAGAGGUAACUAUUGUGUUUAAGUAGAUCAUAGUUAUAAUGUGUAAGAUUUAAUCUUAAAAAUGGAAUAUUUUUAGGGUUUUUGUGUGUGUGUGUGUGUGUAUGUGUGUCAGUUUCCUUAACAUCGAGGAAAUCCAGCUACAUAAUUUCCACCAUAGAAAGACCUUUUUGUGGUGAUUUUUUUCAUUUUUCCCUUUUUGCGCUGAUAGACAAAAUCUAUUUAAGACUACUGAAGAAUGUUUUGGAAUAAAUUCUCUCUGAUCUUCAGUGAAUGAGAUGUUUAAUAUAUUUCAAAAUCACCUGACUUGUUUGUUAAA